AUGCAGAGAUCUGUCCAGAAACUCAUCGUUUGGCUGGGCGCCAUCUUCGUCGCAUACCAUGUCUUCUCACUUUUCUUCUCAGGACGUGCCUCGCGAAAUGGCUACUCAAAGGCAGCUUCACAGGAGUCAUCCGCUAAGCUAAAAGGUGACCCGCAAAGAGCCGCAAGAAUUGUCGAGGCGUUUCGGUUUUCGUGGGAUAAGUACGAGCAAUUUGCUGCGCCUCAUGAUACGUUAUUGCCGAUCAGCAAGACAUAUGAGGAUGAUCGAAAUGGCUGGGGAGCGACAGCAGUUGAUGGCUUGAGCACGGCUAUCAUCAUGGAGGACGCAGAGAUCGUGGAUAAGAUCCUACGACAGAUCAUGCUCACAGAUUUCACUGCAACUAUUGUACCUGAUCAACCGAUCUCACUUUUCGAAACGACUAUUCGCUAUCUUGGGGGUCUUUUAUCCGCUUAUGACCUGCUGUCUGGGUCAUAUAAGCAUCUGGCCACGGACAUCUAUCUAAGGAACAACUUGCUUAAAACAGCUGUUAUCCUCGCCGACAGACUCAGCAUUGCAUUUGAUACGCCGUCCGGUAUUCCAGACGAUGAGAUCAUUUUUAAUCCUACGCUCCGCCGCUUCGGCAACAUUGACAACUCUAUCACCUGCUUUGGCACACUUGUUCUCGAAUGGACUCGAUUAAGUGAUUUGACUGGCAACCAGACCUAUGCGAAGCUUGCGCAGAGAGCCCAGGAUCAUUUAAUUCAUCCCAAGACGAAGCAAAGUUUUACACUUCCAGGUCUCAUCGGAACAUAUGUCAAGCUCAAGGAUGGAUAUUUUGGAGACUACCAAGCUGGCUGGGGCGGUGGCUCCGAUAGCUACUACGAGUAUCUUAUCAAGAUGUAUGCAUACGAUCCAGUCGCUUUUGCUGAGUAUGGAGAGAGCUGGAUCAAGGCAGCUGAGUCGUCGAUGCUGUAUCUGGCUUCUUCACCGUCGACUAGGCCCGACCUGACGUUCCUGGGGGAGAUGCGCGGUGAUACCAUGAUUCCCAUCUCUAGUCACUUGGCAAGCGUUUGCGGCGGCUCGCUGAUCCUGGGCGGGCUUCUUCUGCAGAACCAAACCUUUGUUGACUUUGGCGUCAAACUCUCAGAGUCAUACUAUGAAGUCUACCGUCAAAGUCCAAGCGGUAUCGGUCCCGAGCUCUUUCGCUGGGUCGAUGACGGUCGCCAACCCCUCGCAAAAGCAUCAUCCAAACGUCUCCCCGCUCCAAAAUGGCAAUCCUUUUACGAGAAGAGCGGAUACUACCAUACCAACGCCGAAUACAUCCUCCGCCCUGAAACCAUCGAAAGUCUGUACUACGCCUAUCGCGCUACUGGAGAUCGCAAGUACCAGGAGUGGGCUUGGGAGGCGUUCGAGGCUUUGAAUAGAAUGUGUAAGGUUGAGGGAGGAUAUACGGGCUUGAAGAGUGUUAUGAAGACAAAGGAUGAUAAGACGAGGAAGUUUGUGGAUAAGAUGGAGAGCUUUUGGUUGGCGGAGACACUGAAGUAUUUGUAUUUGAUGUUUGCGGAGGAUUCGGAGUUGCAGGUUAGGAGUGAUGGGAAGAUGAAGUAUGUGCUUAACACGGAGGCUCAUCCACUGCUUGUGCGAGGCAAGUAG
This is a messenger RNA of Fusarium tjaetaba, 1632 nucleotides long. RefSeq names its product class I alpha-mannosidase 1B. Gene Ontology annotation, molecular function: calcium ion binding; mannosyl-oligosaccharide 1,2-alpha-mannosidase activity. The record is from RefSeq and is a predicted model, not a curated record. The coding region runs from base 1 to 1632 and encodes 543 amino acids. NCBI's taxonomy places the organism in Eukaryota, Fungi, Ascomycota, Sordariomycetes, Hypocreales, Nectriaceae. Gene Ontology annotation, biological process: carbohydrate metabolic process; N-glycan processing. Gene Ontology annotation, cellular component: endoplasmic reticulum; Golgi membrane. The transcript has 4 exons.